Molecule: messenger RNA, 1946 nt
Organism: Microdochium trichocladiopsis
Lineage: Eukaryota; Fungi; Ascomycota; Sordariomycetes; Xylariales; Microdochiaceae
Product: arginine permease
Exons: 1
Coding region: 127-1713 (528 amino acids)
Biological process (GO): amino acid transmembrane transport
Cellular component (GO): membrane
Molecular function (GO): amino acid transmembrane transporter activity
Source: RefSeq, a predicted model, not a curated record
CUCGUGUCGUCCCCCUCGUGAAGUCUCUGUCGCGUCGUGCUCAAGCCCCAAAGCUCUCUCCCCUCUCUUCUCUCCUGCUCAAGAGGACCGCCGAAUCUCCUUCUCCCCACUGUACUCCAGCUUCCAAUGGGUGCCGACUCCCUCCCUCAAGGCGACAAGGCCAAGCCCGUGUCGACCACUCCGGCCGAGAUGGGUGCCUUCAACGCCAGCGCCUCGACUUCUCGCGAGGACCUCGAGGCCGGCAAUGCAGAGCUGCACCGCGGGCUCAGCAGCUUCCACCUUCAGUUCAUCGCCAUUGGCGGCACCAUUGGCACCGGCCUCUUCCUCGGCAGCGGCGAGGCCCUCGCCAGCGCCGGCCCCGUGGGAACCCUCCUCGCCUUCAUCUUCAUCGGCUCCAUCGUCUACUCGGUCAUGUCUGCCCUCGGCGAGAUGGCUACCUACAUGCCUGUCGCUGGCUCCUUCACUGCCUACGCCUCCCGCUUCCUCGACAGCUCGCUCGGCUUCUCUAUGGGCUGGAUCUACUGGUUCAGCUGGUCCAUCACGUUCGCUCUCGAGCUCGUUGCUGCCGGCCUCAUCAUCCAGUUUUGGAAUGCCGACCUGAGCGUCGGCAUCUUUAUUGCCGUCUUCUGGGUCGUCUUCACCGCUCUCAACUUCAUGCCCAUCCGCUGGUUUGGUGAGUUCGAGAUGUGGUUCUCGAGCAUCAAGGUCGUCACGAUUGUCGGCUUCAUCAUCUUCGCCAUCUGCAUCGACGCUGGCGCGGGCAAGAACGGCUAUCUGGGCUUCAGCGCCUGGGUCGAGCCCGGCCCCUUUGCCGAGUACAUGGUCGAGGGUUCCGUCGGCAAGUUUGUCGGCUUCUGGUCUGUCCUUGUCACUGCCGGCUUCAGCUUCCAGGGUGCGGAGCUUGUCGGUGUUGGUGCCGGCGAGGUCGAAAACCCGGAGAAGAACGUGCCCAGCGCUAUUCGCUGGACCUUCUGGGGCAUCUACGCGCUCUUUGUCGCCACCAUCUUCUUCAUCGGCGUGCUGGUCCCCUACAACACCGAAGACCUCCUCCUCGGCUCCACCGACGCAGCCGCCUCGCCCCUGGUCAUUGCCGCCAACCUCGCCGGUGUCCCGGUCCUGCCGCACAUCAUCAAUGCUGUGCUCCUCACUGCGGUGCUUUCAGCCGCAAACUCGAACGUCUACUCGGGCAGCCGCAUCCUUGUCGCCCUCGCCAAGGAGAAGCACGCCCCCGAGGUCCUCACUUACACCAACAAGCACGGUGUGCCGUACGCCGCGGUCGCCACCACCUCUGCCAUUGGCCUGCUGGCCUUCCUCAACCUGUCCGCGAGCGGUGAGAAGGUCUUUGGCUGGCUGCUCAACAUCACCGCCAUUGCCGGCUUCAUCAGCUGGUCGUGCAUCCUCAUCUGCCACCUGCGCUUCCAGAAGAUCCUCGCCCACCGCGGCAUCUCGCGCAAGACCGACCUUGUGUACGCCGCCCGGUUCCAGCCCUACCUCACCUGGUUCGGCCUGUUCUUCUGCAUCCUGAUCAUCCUGACCAACGGCUUCACUGUCUUUAUGGAGUGGGAUGUCAGCGACUUCUUCGCGGCCUACAUCAGCUUGAUUCUCUUCGUCGUGCUCUUCAUGGGCCACAAGCUGCUGGUCGACCGCAAGUGGUCUCUGAUCAAGAUUGACGACGUCCAGCUGAUCCGGGACCAUGCUGGCGAGAAGAACUAACUAUGUGGCGUGGUGUGACGAGAACCUGGCUUGUUCUGCAUUACCGUCGUUGUAUGAUGACGGGUAGAGGGAAGACGCACUGUAUAUUUUCAACAAAAGAUGCAUAGUAUCGGAAGGCGUUGGGCGGGGGUUUCAUUUGGCUGAAAAAAGCGUAUGAUUUCUGCAUAGCAUGGAUACCAUAGAGUAAUAAUGAUCUUAUUCUUUAGCGACAAAAUUGCAUGCCGGAUCGCGGG